Parastagonospora nodorum SN15 is the source of this 792-nucleotide messenger RNA. RefSeq lists its product as hypothetical. The record is from RefSeq and is a predicted model, not a curated record. NCBI's taxonomy places the organism in Eukaryota, Fungi, Ascomycota, Dothideomycetes, Pleosporales, Phaeosphaeriaceae. Bases 1 to 792 code for a protein of 263 amino acids. The transcript has a single exon.
AUGGCCACCACUAUCUCUCCUUCGGCAGCGGCCCGCCCUACCAACAUCAAAGAUGCGCUCGAAGUCUUGCUGCUGUGCUUCGAAGCCGCAGCAGACGCCUUGCCUCCCUUCCCCCUCGCAUAUGCCAUGGCCGUUGCGCCUGAGGCCACUCCGACGAACAUCCCCAGCCUCGUCAUCUGGCAGAUCGAGGACCUGAAAACAAAGCCUCCAUCCUAUUCCGACUUUGGGUCACUCUGCGCCUCCUUCCCGCCACAGAGUCUGCCCGCGGCCCUCGCACGCUGGAACAUGUGCGACUACUUCGCAAUCCUCCUGAUUGACGAGGUGAGGAAGAAGAUGGAUGAGUACUUUGGUGCUGAGGUCGACUGGUGGCAGAUUGUCCCCAGACCUGAGCUUGGCCUGUUUACCUGCAACGAAGAGAAGUUUUUGCCGCGGGGCCAUUCUGUCUUGGUUAUCACAGAGGCCAACGGCGUGGUCAGCGUCAUGGAUGGAACGCCAGAGCAAUUCCAUUGGGACCGCUCUACCUGGCUUCUCCUUGGGAAUGAUUUCCAGGCACGCAUCGGGGGAAUAUGGGGCAUCAAUUCGGAAGCUCACAUGCGCCAGUGUGAGGACAGUCUCGGGCUCUUCCCGAAAGGUCACUGGAGCGUGGCGCGAAAGCGCAUGAACGUACUUUUUGGCGAGCUCGACUGGAGCCUUCUUUUUUUGUUGUCGAGCGAGGAUCGUACGGCCUCGGUAAAGGCACAAGCUCAGUUGGCCUUCGCUGGCAUGCACAGGAUUGAAGAGACAUUGGAGUAG